AUGUCUUUGCCCCUCCCUGGGGAGACAGACUGGUCUGCAUUCACCUUAUUGGAUCACCACAGGAUUUCCCUGCUGCGUUCCAUCAAGGAGGCAGCCAGAGAAGAGACCAGAAUUGUGGAAACUGGCCCCUCCAAUAACAUUUGCCAAAUCACUAGUUCUGAGAUCCUUGGAGCAAUAGAAAAUGUUAUACAAGAUAUAGUUACAAGUCUAGCCAGAAACAAAGCACCUGUUCUCACCUUGGUUAACAGAUCGGAUUGGGGAAAUAUACAGUUUAAAGAUUCUGUAGGUCUACAGAUGAUCUCUCAUUAUAACACAAGACAAAUAAAAAGUGACUGUCCCAAAUCAGCACCAAAAUUUGCUCUAAUUCUUAAAAUAUUAUCUGUGAUCUACAAGAUGGUGCAAAACAAUACGUAUGCAACCAAAAGAGAUAUAUAUUACAGUGAUACAAUACUAUUUGGUAGCCAGAGUGUUGUGGACAAUAUAGUCAAUGACAUUUCCUGCAUGCUUAAGAUACCUAGGAGAAGUCUACAUAUACUGUCUACAACUAAAGGUUGCAUUGCUGGUAACUUAAGUUAUACUGAGGAAGAUGGUACGAAAGUGAAUUGUACAUGCAGUGCAACAGCAGUCGUGCCAUCUAAUGUUCAAGGAAUUAGAAAUGUGAUCACAGAUGCAAAAUUUAUACUAAUUGUAGAAAAAGAUGCAACUUUUCAGAGGCUCCUGGAUGAUGACUUCUGCAAUAAAUUGUCUCCAUGCAUAAUGAUUACGGGAAAAGGAGUACCAGAUCUGAACACAAGACUUCUAGUCAGAAAGUUGUGGGAUACAUGUCAUAUUCCUAUUUUCACCCUCAUGGAUGCAGAUCCACAUGGUAUAGAAAUAAUGUGCAUCUACAAGUAUGGAUCUGUGUCAAUGUCUUUUGAAGCCCAUCAUCUCACAGUUCCAGCUAUAAGAUGGCUUGGUCUCCUUCCAUCUGAUAUUGAAAGAUUAAAUAUACGCAAAGAUGCAUUGAUUCCACUUACUAAACAAGAUCAAAAUAAACUCGCCAGUAUGCAGAAGAGACCUUAUGUGGCUUGCCAACCAAUGUGGAAAAAAGAAAUGGAAAUUAUGGCAGCAUCUAAAAUGAAGGCUGAAAUUCAAGCUUUGACUUCUCUUUCAUCAGAUUACCUUUCCAGGGUGUAUCUACCAAGCAAAUUGCAAUUUGGUGGAUGGAUCUGA
Messenger RNA from Terrapene triunguis (Three-toed box turtle), 1212 nucleotides. It is a transcript of the gene SPO11, whose product is annotated as SPO11 initiator of meiotic double stranded breaks. The record is from RefSeq and is a predicted model, not a curated record. The transcript is spliced from 13 exons. Gene Ontology annotation, molecular function: DNA topoisomerase type II (double strand cut, ATP-hydrolyzing) activity; DNA binding; ATP binding. Lineage: Eukaryota; Metazoa; Chordata; Testudines; Emydidae. Bases 1 to 1212 code for a protein of 403 amino acids. Gene Ontology annotation, biological process: reciprocal meiotic recombination; meiotic DNA double-strand break formation; meiotic DNA double-strand break processing. Gene Ontology annotation, cellular component: nuclear chromosome.